AUGCACAACGCCGACCUGCUCCACCGCGCGCUGGCGGCCCUCCCCGAGGAAGCUCUCGUGCUGGCGAUGCCACCUCUCGACGUGGGCGUCAGCUGCGAGCACGCAGGCUUCGCCUGCACACUCGAGGCCAUGUCUCCCCGCUUCGCCGGCACACUCGAGCUCUCGGCGGAGACGGCGGCGGCGGCGUGGUGUGAGCUGGGCGCGUGCGUCGCACGGGUGGGCAUCCGCAAGCUCGUGCUGUACAACUCGCAUGGCGGCAACCACGCGCUUGCGGAGGUUGUCGCAAGGCGGCUGCGGAAGCGGCACGGCAUGCUGACCGUCCUCGCCAUGAACCUCGGAGCGAGCAUGGCGCCCGGCUCUGCCUGCGCAAAUCUCUUCCCCGAGGACGAGAUGCGGUACGGGCUGCACGGUGGCGCUCUGGAGACGUCUCUCAUGCUGCACCUGCGUCCGCAGCUCGUCAGCACUUCCGCAGCAAAGGACUUUGCGUCGAGGGCGGCCGAGCAGCCAAAGGACGCCGCGCUCCAGCUCCACGCGCCCGGGUUCGCGACAAAGACUGGAUGGCUCUCGCAAGACCUGAACGCGCACGGGGUGGUGGGCGCCGCCGCGACCCUCUCCUCCGCCGAGAAGGGCGCCACCCUCGCGCGCGAGUGCGUGGAGAGCCUCCGAAAGCUGCUGGUGGAGGUGCACGCGGCCGACGUGGACGAGCUGCUCAGCGAGAGGCCGCUCUUCCCGCCGCAGGGCGACGCGGGUGGUGAGCUCCGCUAG
Molecule: messenger RNA, 765 nt
Organism: Emiliania huxleyi CCMP1516
Lineage: Eukaryota; Haptophyta; Isochrysidales; Noelaerhabdaceae
Exons: 2
Coding region: 1-765 (254 amino acids)
Biological process (GO): riboflavin biosynthetic process
Molecular function (GO): hydrolase activity, acting on carbon-nitrogen (but not peptide) bonds, in linear amides
Source: RefSeq, a predicted model, not a curated record